Molecule: messenger RNA, 1934 nt
Organism: Xenopus laevis (African clawed frog)
Lineage: Eukaryota; Metazoa; Chordata; Amphibia; Anura; Pipidae
Gene: sirt6.L
Product: sirtuin 6 L homeolog
Biological process (GO): chromatin remodeling; negative regulation of transcription by RNA polymerase II
Cellular component (GO): endoplasmic reticulum; nucleus; chromosome, telomeric region
Molecular function (GO): transcription corepressor activity; histone deacetylase activity, NAD-dependent; histone H3K9 deacetylase activity, NAD-dependent
Source: RefSeq, marked predicted
CGGCCAUUUAAUGAUAACAGUAUACGGGCUCCGUUUGCGACAUGUCGGUGAAUUAUGCGGCUGGUCUAUCUCCGUAUGCCGAUAAGGGUUGUUGUGGGCUCCCGGAGGAAUUCGAUCCCCCUGACGAACUGCGUCGGAAGGUAGAGGAACUAGCUAAAAUGAUUCGUGAGUCUUCGUACGUGGUGUUUCACACGGGAGCCGGGAUCAGUACUUCCUGCGGAAUCCCAGACUUCAGGGGACCUAAUGGAGUGUGGACUCUGGAGGAGAAAGGGUUGGACCCAAAGUUUGACAGCACUUUUGAAAGCGCAUGUCCUUCCCCUACUCACAUGGCGCUGCUUCAGCUGCAGAGAGUCGGCGUCCUUAAAUUUCUCAUUAGCCAAAACGUAGAUGGCCUGCACGUAAGAUCUGGCUUCCCCCGAGAGCAGCUGGCAGAACUACAUGGAAACAUGUUCGUGGAGAAAUGUAGCAAAUGUGGCAAACAGUAUGUGCGGGAUCAAGUUGUGGGAACCAUGGGGCUCAAACCUACAGGGAGACACUGUGAUGUGCCAAAGGUGCGAGGCCUGCGAGCUUGUAGCGGUAAACUGAAAGACACCAUUCUGGAUUGGGAGGACUCACUGCCUGACACAGACCUGAAUCUUGCUAAUGAAGCCUGCAGAAAAGCAGACCUGUCCAUUACUUUGGGGACCUCACUCCAGAUCAGACCCAGUGGGAACCUUCCACUCCUCACCAAGCGCAAGGGAGGGAAACUAGUUAUUGUAAACCUUCAGCCCACCAAGCAUGACAAACAUGCAGAUUUGAGAAUACAUGGUUAUGUGGAUGAGGUGAUGACGCAGCUUGUGGAGCUUCUGAAUGAGAAGAUACCGGUUUGGACUGGGAUACAAACUAAAACCGAGUCAAGUUACAGGAACCAUAAGGUGGAAGAUAACUCCUACAAUAAUUCAGUAGUGGAUUCUAAAUUAAACCAAAAGAGGGACAGAUGCAAGGAAGAACCUAACCUUGAGCCAAAGAAGGCAAAAGUUGAGCCAGCAUGUGUAUGAAACUGGUCUCCCUACUUAAAGGGGACCCAUCACCCAAAAGAAUUAUUCCAAAUCCUAUUUUAUCACAUUAGUCAAGCAAAAUGAACUUUAGUCACACUGUAUAAAUUAUUUGAAUCUUGUUUCCAUCAGUCUGGGAAUUUAUAAUUCUAGCGAGCAGGAAGGAACCAUUUUGUGGAUACCGCCAAGACGAACUUUGCAUCUUCUCAGAAUCUUGUUUGUGCACGAGAAUGGGGAACUCAAUGUCCGUCCCCAUGCACUAGUUACACAAUUAAAUGGUUAAGAGAACUGGGGGAAUGUAGGGAGAGCAGUGACAUCUAGUAAGUGCUGAAUGGAAAGUGAAAGUAAUUGCUUGCCCCGCCUCUAUACCUAAGGCAUAGAGGAGGGGCAGGCAAUAUUUGAUUGACAGCUGAUAUUUUUAAAUGCGUUUACAACAGCUAUAAACACUUUAAUAAAAAAAAAAGAAAUUGGAUUUCAUAUUUAAUUUGAAAAGGACUUUUAUUAUACAGCUUUUUAUGUCUGGGUGACAGGUCCACUUUAAAAAAGGUGCUAUUUUCCUUAAAUUGGCUCUUAAUUUUGUUUUAUGGACAUAAGGAUACCCAUAUAUGGAUAUGUAUGAGCCAAGCUUGCUAUUUUAUAAAAUGCUACACACCGUGAUGUAUUUGCUUGACAUGUCUUCUUGAAUGAGGCAGAAACACACAGUUUCCACAGAACAUUCAUUUGUAAGAGAUGUGCCUCUCAGCCUGGCUAAAGUGGAAAUUAAUUUUUCUGCAGACAGGAUGUAUAUCUAACAAUGCACUUGAUACUGUACAUUCCAUUUUUUUUUAUAAAAAAAAAAAAAAAAGUUUACAAAAUUGACGGCUAUUUCUUUCAACAGAAAUAAAAUAUAACUUCAAUAUA